This is a messenger RNA of Adineta ricciae, 1893 nucleotides long. The record is from the annotation of a GenBank genome assembly. NCBI's taxonomy places the organism in Eukaryota, Metazoa, Rotifera, Eurotatoria, Adinetida, Adinetidae.
AUGUCUACCGAAUAUUCUCUGGAUGAAAGUCUUUCGAUGAAGCAAGAAGAAACGAUGAAUCAAUUGAGAAUGUUAAUCUGUUAUUUUCUUUUGACAAUAAUUAUGUGGAUUGAUUGUAUUGAUCUUAAUAAAAAUCCAUCAUUUAUCGAUAUUUCAAUAAAAAGUGGUAUUACUCAUGAUAAUUAUGUAAUAAAUCCAAUUAAUCCAAUUCCAAUAAAUGAUCAUAGUCGACUUGCUUUUUGUGAUUUGAAUGGUGACGAUUGGGAUGAUAUAGUUAUGCAUAGUUUAUAUCCAAAUUUACAAAAGAAUAUUUCUCUUGAACAUUUAAUAUUUAUUAAUAAUCGAAAUGGAACAUUUACUGAUUUUAGUAAUCAAUCAGGUUUACGUCACGUUCAAGCAGCUUUCUUUGUAUUUGCUGAUAUUGAUAAUGAUGGAGAUCAAGAUCUAUUCGCUGGUCUUGAUUAUCCAACAAAAGAUUUAACGAAUCAAAUCUAUUUAAAUGAUGGUUAUGGGCAUUUCACUCUUUUAGAAAAUUCUGGUAUCGAAGGAAUUCCUGGUAAUUCUCUUGCUGCAAGUGCUAGUUUUGCUGAUUUUAAUAACGAUACUUUUCUUGAUUUGUAUAUUGGUAAUGGCGGAUCACUUCGUGGUGUUUCAGAUCAAUUAUUUUUCGGUAAAGGUAAUGGAACAUUUGGAGAAGUAACAAAUACAAGUUUACUUGAUAUAAAUCCAAAACAACCAACAAAUGGUAUUGUUGUAUGUGAUUAUGAUAAUGAUGGUGAUGUUGAUAUAUUUGUUUCAACUUAUGGAGUUAGUAUUGCUCUUGGUCAUAAUAUUUUAUGGGAAAAUGAUGGAACUGGUAAGUUUAAAAAUGUUGCGAGUAUUCGUGGUAUAUCAGCUCAAGCGACAGGUAAUUAUUGGUUAUCAUCAACGAAUAAUGGAAGUUUAGUUGAACCGGGUAAAAAUAUGAGUAAUUAUGUUGGUUCAAAUGGCUUUGGAAUUGAUUGUGAAGAUAUAAAUGGUGAUGGUUUGAAUGAUAUUUUUUUAACAACAAUUUCACAUCCAGUUGAAUCUGAUUAUAAUCGCAAAUGGUCAGACCCAAGUCAAUUAUUGAUUAAUCAUAUUUCAGAUAAUGGUGAUCAUAUUUUUAUUAAUGAAUUUUUAAAACGUAAUUUACCUUUUAAUGAAGGUGAUAUUGAUGCUGCUAUUGCUGAUUUUGAUAAUGAUGGUCGUCUUGAUCUUGCUGUAACACGUGAUACCAAAUAUGAAUCAAGAUAUACAAAUUUUGAUCAACAAUCAUGGUUUGGUCUUAUGCAUCAAAAUAUUGAUGGAACUUUUCAAAAUUUAGGACAGAUUAGUGGAAUUAAUAAUCUACAAUCGACUGAAAGAGUUGCUCGAAUGAAAGGUGGACAGAAUUUUGCAUGGAGUGAUAUUGAUCGAGAUGGUGAUCUUGAUUUACUUGUUGGUGGACGUGAUCAAGGUGGUGGACGAGCUAAUUUUCUUUUUGAAAAUAUUAUUGGAGAAAAUAAAACUUGGAUAGCAAUUAAAUUAAUCGGUGAUGGUAUUCAUGUUAAUCGAGAUGCUAUUGGUACUCGUGUUACAUUACGAUUUACGAAUUGGAUAAUGAUGCGUGAACAAAAAUCAAGUCGGGGAACGUAUAGUUCUGCUGAUACUCGUCUUUUACAUUUUGGUCUUGGUGAUUUUAAUCAAAAGUUUAGUCUUGAAGUACGUUGGCCUGAUAGAACAUUAAAUACAUAUCAGAGUAAUAUUAUUCCAUUGAACAAUUUUAUCACUAUAGAUUAUAAUGCUGGAUUACAUCCACAAAAUUCAGGCUUAAGAUCUUUUCACACGAAGAUAACAAUUUUAUUCUUAUUCGUUCAUUUUAUUAUUUUCUAA